AUGCGGCUAUCCGCUCGAUCGAUAGACAGCCAAGUCUCGAAGAGUGUCGAUGCCAAGCGAGUUGUCGAGAUCUAUCCGCUGAAAAAUGAUACAACGCAAGGAAAACACCCAUGCUCGGGCGUAUUGCUCGCGGGUGACAUUGUGGCAACCGCUUCGCAUUGUUUUUUAGAUUUUUUUCUGCAGUAAGUUGACGAAAGCUCAUAAUAAUCUUUAGACGCGGACAACGAUAUUACGUAAAGCUGGGCGAUCAAGAGUCGCUUGCCGCAAGACUCUACUAUCAAAAUUAUGCACAGCCCGUAGGUUUGUCUUCCCUAGACUUAGUACAGCGAAUUGCAAGAGACCAAAAAUGUGUGAUAUGUAGAAAGAAGGGUUUCGUUGUGCAUGUUAAUCUUGGCCUGAAGCCAACUGGUGGAACCUCUGAAAUUGUUCGUUAUAGACAUUUUUUGUUGUAACAAACUCCUUGUACUAAGGUCUGACGGUCAUCUAUUAUAUUUAUCUUUAUUUAUUAAUAUCCCCUUUAGUGCAGAGACACAGGUAUACUGAUCCUCGAGAAAAACCUCACAACGCCUUCAGUCCCUCUGUAUGUUAGAUGUGGAGCGGAAUGGAGAGCAGGAAAUUGCACGGGAUAUGGAUACGGACUCACGGAACGUACGAUACAACUUAACAUUAUAAUCAAAAACUUUAGACAAUACUUCAUCGACCGAGGUGCGUGAAGUGCCCUACAAAGUCGAAAACUCUACACAAGAUGAAUUAAAACACGAUACGUGUUCAGUGGCAUCGUAUUUGACAAAAGCCAAACCUUGCUUUGUAAGGAAGAAGUUGUCGUUGCAGAUUUUGGGAGAAAGAAUUACAGUGGACCUCUGUGCAACAACUUUUUAUUUGUUAUAAAAAGGCUUGGAGGUUCAUUUUGGAGCUUUUGGGAAUUCUGAAAUUGUUCGUUUUAGACGGGUUUUGGUGAAUGGGUGUUCGUUGUACACAGGUCCGCUGUAUUUUUUUGGACUGAAAAAUCAACACACCACUAUAUACAAAAGAUAAGAUCACAUCCUUUUUCUAGGGUGAUUCUGGAGGCCCAACCAUCUGCAAUGUCGACGGAAAGUCUGUGUUCGUUGGCGUCCUUUCGAGAGGGUUACCGCCGGCCAAUAGGAAAAAGGAAAUGGAAAAAACUAAAGAUCCGCUUGCACAAUGCAAAAUUUGUGUAGCGGCGGGUCUCGCAAACACCAACGCAUUGAUGUUGUUGCUCAAAGAAAUCCCAAAGGAUGACAGAGAAUAUAUAUUCAGCCGAAUUAAGCAUUUGAAUUGUAAUGUUGAAUGA
Molecule: messenger RNA, 1312 nt
Organism: Bursaphelenchus xylophilus (pine wood nematode)
Lineage: Eukaryota; Metazoa; Nematoda; Chromadorea; Rhabditida; Aphelenchoididae
Source: the annotation of a GenBank genome assembly